AUGCCUUACUCUGCCGGUGACGCUUCCAAGGGCGCCUCGCUCUUCAAGACUCGCUGUGCUCAGUGCCAUACUGUUGCUGCUGGCGAGCCUCACAAGGUCGGACCCAACCUGCACGGUGUUUUUGGACGCCAUACUGGCAAAGCCGAGGGCUACUCGUAUACUGCCGCCAACGUCAACAAGGGCAUUACAUGGGAUGAGCAUACUCUUUUCGAAUACCUAGAGAACCCCAAGAAAUACAUUCCUGGCACAAAAAUGGCCUUUGCUGGUCUCAAGAAGGAGAAGGAACGCAAUGACCUCAUCGCAUACCUUAAGGAUGCUACCAAGUAG
This is a messenger RNA of Serendipita indica DSM 11827, 327 nucleotides long. Lineage: Eukaryota; Fungi; Basidiomycota; Agaricomycetes; Sebacinales; Serendipitaceae. The record is from the annotation of a GenBank genome assembly.